AUAAUUAUAAUAACUAUUAUUAUUUCUUAUACCUACAUACAAGCAGGUUUAUAAUGAGUUCUUAUAUAAUGUUAAAUACAGAUCAAGAGUUGGUUAUAGAAGAUAUAUCAUAAUAAAAAAUAUAUGAUAAAUAUGUGAGUAUUCCCCCAAACCGCCAUUGCUCCCAUUACUCCUAUCCUCAAACAUCCACCAUCCCCUUUAUACGGCUCCUUUCAUCUCCUCUAGGUCCGGCAGACCGAACCAUUAAAGCCUCCUCCCUACCAUUGCUGCUAAUAUUAAGUACAUAUUUUCCCCCAGUCGCCCUAGGUACAACGUUUCCAUCCCUAAACACACCUUCCACCUCCUCUAGUGUCUUCCCUAUAGUCUCUGGGAACCACAACCAAACCAUUACCGCACCUACCCAAUUGAACGCCAUAAAGCAAUAAAAGAAUCGAUAUUCCAACCUUCAGAGUCCAAUCGGCGCACACUGCGCAAAUAAGAGAUUUAAUGACCAGUUGACAAAUGUACUGACUGAAUUUCCGAGGGCCCGGAUCCGUGUGCUGAAGAUCUCUGCAGGAUAUAUCCACGACAACACGCCAAGUGGUGUGAAGAACGAAAAGACAAAGUACAUAGUGACAGCGCUGCGGAGUGCGUGCGAAUUUGUCAAACUACUAUCUGGGUCGAAAUAGCGCGAUAUCGUUGCUUCCACGCAUACAAUUGAUGCCCGUUUUUUUGUCUUAAUUCUUGGUAUUUUGGGAUAAGGCUGAAGAAGGCUGGGUGGCAGAGUCUUUGCCGACAAAGCUGCUGGCUAUUCUGUGGUUAGGAAAUUGAGAGGUUGACAUUAUAAUGAGGGAAAAGAAACCGGAAAAGGAAUAUUGGGCGUUCAAAAUUCGAGUUUUCCGGUUCUAUUAAGGUGAAUUUGGGAAUGUGCUUGCAGCGAUUAUGUGGUGAUAGCAGAGAUUGAGUUAAAUAGUUAACGUUACUUUUUACUGCAACUCUAUUCAAAAUUAGUUUACAUCAAACGGAUCUUCAGGGAACUGUUUUUGAAGAGCAGUACAAAGAGCGAAGACAGACAUUUACUACAGAGUACAAGUGGCUGAGAGCUAGUUAACUAAAUAAAUACCUGCUUCUAAUAGAGCCUCGUUGACAUGAUGAAAUGCGCACGGCGGAAAUAUCUUCCGCCAACAGAAUAAACAAAGCGGGUUGCUUUCCCAACCAGGGCCGCCAGCUCAUCGUUCCUUUUAGGUUCAAGAUGUCCAACCUGGAGAUAGACCGGCUACGCAGAAUUGUCGAAGAACAGCAACGGCGCCUUGAAGAAGCUGAACAACGAAGCGAGGAGGAACGACGUCGCCGCCAAGAAGCAGAAGAGAGAACUAGCAAAACAACGCUUCCUGCUUUGCUUGAUGGCCUCCAUGCGCACCUCUCUCUCGGUCUUGAAGUUCAGCGGGACUCAACGCAGUCGACUCGCGGUGAUCCAUCCAAUGCGACAAACAAACUGCGCCCGGACAAAAUACGCGUAUGGGAGCAAUUUGCGACUGAUCAGGAAGCAAUAUGGCAACUUCUGAUGGACUCCGACCUUAUCAACGAGCGACACUUUACCUCCCUACACACCUUGCAAGAAGAAGGGGAAGCGGUGCGCCGGCGCCUGAUUAGCUCUGAGCUCGAUCUGAAUCACUUUCUCCGUCUUACAGUCGAAGAUCACGUAUCCCGGAUCAUUGAGAUAAUAUAUCAAAAUUCUGAACUUCGUGAGGCCUUCGGGUUGAAGGGGUCGAUUCGGUUUGAAAAUCAUGCCAAUACACUUAGUCCCGAGCGGCAGAUUGAAAAUGCGAUGGACAGCAUGGAUAUACGGGGGCGCGCACCACCCCGACGCCGCUCACCCCGUUUAUUGGCUAGAGAACAACAUGACGGGUUAGUUGAAUCUAAUACUCCCGUAAAGACAUCUACAAUCAGAGGCGGACGGCCCCGGGCGGAUCAAUUUUGCGUGUACAACAUAACCCGUGGGGCGUCGGAGACGGACUACCGCGUCCCAGCAUAUAUCAAAGAGUUUAAGGCUCCACAUAAAUUAAAGUUGGGGUUCAUCAAUGAAGGACUGCAGGAUAUGGAUCUAGAGCUGGUUGUCCAGUAUAACGAGGCGGAGAGCGCCCAGGAUCGGUUCAAACGUCUCAUUGCCGCCGUCAUCACGCAGGCGUUCGACUAUGCGGUUGAUGCCCGUGUAAAAUAUGCCAUGAUUAGUACUGGAGAAGCGGACAUUUAUUUGAAAAUCGACGACGACCCAUCCACUGUUUAUUACUAUCUUUCUGUCCCAAAGGCCGACGUUGGGGAGACGACCGCAUGGGAUCCCAACACCGAUAGCCCAAACCGACUGCAUCUUACUGCUGUUGGACAAUUGCUAGCCUUUACCCUCCAGGCGAUCAAGACACCGUUAUGGAGUCAUGAAUGGAGGCAAAGGGCUCAUGACACAUUGGCAAAGUGGGAAGUGAUGUACAUGGAUAUGCUAGACAAAGUCCAAGAUGAUGAUGAGCCUCCAGGGUCCGAAUAUCGUCCUCGACCCAAUGCGAACGACUUUAUCCGGAUAUCCCCAAUCCGCAUUCGUCGAAGGAGGCUGCCAAUCAAUUAUGGGGGCUGCCAGCCGCCGCCAGAACAGCCGCAACCUGAUGAUGAUGAUGAUGAGUUUGACUCAGACACGCCGAGCCGAACUCGUCAAGCGACUGACCUCUUGUCUCGUUCACAUCCAGCUUCAUUGAAGGCGAUGUCAACUCCAUCACCUUCAGGUCCUGACAAUCAGCAGCGGCAGAACAAUCGGCGUUACUGCACUGUGAAAUGCCUUCGCGGGCUGAUUGAUAGCGGCCCUCUGGACCCAGCAUGCCCAAACGUGCGUGACCACGGCAAGCACUCCCAUUCCAUCGAUCAAUCACAGCUCUUAAGCUUGUUAAGCCAGCAGCUCUCGGAAAGUCUGGCUGUGGAUUGCGAAACCCUUGGCAUCCAUGGCUCUCGUGGAGUUCUGUUGAAAGUCACGCUCUCGUCAUUUGGAUACACUAUGCCAGCGAAAUGCACCAUACCUGAAUUUGUGCAUCAUCUCAAACAUGAAGCAACUGUCUACCAGCAGCUUCUUCCCGUGCAGGGUAUCCAUGUUCCACUGUAUUUGGGCAGCCUCGAUCUCGACCCCCCAUGCAAUUACGAUGGGAUUGCCGAUCUCGUCCACAUGAUGCUAUUAGGCCCGGGCGGUCAACCCAUUGCUCGAGUACUCAACACGGCCAACAGACAGGAUCUUAUUGAGAAGACAAAGCAGUCCCUUGUUGCCAUACACCGUCUAGGUGUAGAACACCGUGACGCCGAGCCACGUAACCUACUGUGGAACCCUGAAAUCAAAACGGUUGUCCUCAUCGACUUUGAAAGGGCACAAAUUCACGAGCCACGACCAGUUUUAGGAGUUCUGUCACCGAAUCCUAAGCGAAAGCGCACGCCCAGCCUCGGUUUGUGUAAGCCACUCCCAGAGCGGCGAUUCGCGACAGAUAUUAACCUAGCCGUGAAUGAGUUACGAGAUUUGAACAAGUGGGAUGGGCGUAAGGUGCUAGGCGAAAUAUGAUAACAAGCAGAUGCAGCUGGUCAGAAUGGAGUGACAAGAAUCGUUAUUGAUUCUACUCAAAUAAUAGAAUGAAUUUACUAAAGCCAUACAGCUGGCAUCAUCACUCAGCAGAUUAAUGUCUCUUUGACCCUUUGCGCUUCAGCCCCGUUGGAGGGGUCCUCAGCACUCUAGCGAGCCUUCCCAACUGCCGGCCUUCACUCUGUGAUGAGCGCAAGAACAGCGUAGCUCUCCAUGAAAGUGUGGCUUUCCCAAAUAUCACAGUGAGCCCUACGGUUUCAAGUGAGAUUUUAUGGUGUGCAUAGGUACGGAGAUUCUAUGCAUAGAAAUGAUUGGAUCCCAAAGGGCACGGGCUCCAGUCAGGGUUAAUCUUGUCGGGGAGACGGGUAGCAAUGUAUUCGCGUGGGUGAGGUCAAUGGUGAUAACAAGGAUAGGCUAUAUAUAUAUGUGGUUUGAAGGAUCUAAUAAUGUUGAGAUUAACCGUAUACACUUAAGGAAACAAAGUUUCUCGUCCACUACCCGUCCGUCCUGACCUGUCAGGCCUAAUAGAACCGAAGAGAGGAAGGAAAACAAACAGAGCGCGUGUUUACGAAGCUAUAAGAGCAACGCGCCUAGCCCUUGCCCUAGCUCUCAGUGCCACAUCAUCCUCUGUCCACCGUGUCGGCGCCCACAGAAGAUAUUCAAUUGACAUUAGGUUGAAGGGGACUUGCUGAGUGUGGGAGGUGUCUCCUUCAAGGGCCCCAGCCACGGGGACAUGGUCGGCGAGCGUAUUGGGAAGUGAUGGAUAGGGGGCGAUUCAAUGUUCUCUUUGUCACCGCCCUCGCUAACCGUUCCGGUAGUUAAGUCUCUCUGUGAUCGUUAGGAAAGGACUCUCUGGAACCCAUGGUGCUGGAAAAGCUCACCUUCGCUUGUCACGGCCGCCACUUCCUCCGGGAAUGCAGGUUCGUCUCCCUCUCCGCUUCCUGCAGCGGCGUAGUCUCAACAUCUUUAUAUAAACUUCUAUAGUAACUCACUUCAAUCUGAUAAAAAUAUAUUCAAUUGAAACUUGAUAUAUUUAUUUUUAUACAGUCACUGCUAUUAUCUCUCAACUAUAGAAUAAUAAAUAUUAAUAUUUAAUUACUUUCUGA
Blastomyces gilchristii SLH14081 is the source of this 4689-nucleotide messenger RNA. RefSeq lists its product as uncharacterized. The transcript has a single exon. Lineage: Eukaryota; Fungi; Ascomycota; Eurotiomycetes; Onygenales; Ajellomycetaceae. Bases 1136 to 3565 code for a protein of 809 amino acids. The record is from RefSeq and is a predicted model, not a curated record.